AUGAAAGAUCUCUCCAAACGAGUGGCAGAGACCAAGCAGCCCUCAGCCGUGUCACUCUUUAACAAAACCCGACGGAUUGCCCGGUCUGGCAAAGGAUACCUGCCGGCGCAGCUACAGCAGCCUCUCGAGGACAAGCUGGGGCUGUCGGAUGACGACGCCGACAAGUUCGUCACUCGGGAUCCCCUGCUGCUGGAUGAGGCGACAUUAGCGCGGCGCAAGGUCAAGGCACGCCGUCUUUUGGGCAAAGCAGCGACAGAUGCGGACCUGUCGUCGUCCGUCCUGGUCGGAGAGCCCCUAGAAGCAGAACUGGAACGGCUGUAG
Molecule: messenger RNA, 321 nt
Organism: Anthostomella pinea
Lineage: Eukaryota; Fungi; Ascomycota; Sordariomycetes; Xylariales; Xylariaceae
Source: the annotation of a GenBank genome assembly